GCGCGGCCAGCUGAGAAGACGUAAUAGAGGGUAGGGUCAGGGCGUACUGGCACCAGCGGUGUCGCUAGGUUUCCGGCUAGUCGCCCUCAAAGACCCGCGGUGUCAGGUUGCAAGGCAGUUAGCGCUUUUGGGUGAGAGACCGUGGCAGUGGCGGCGGCGGCGGCGGCUGCGGCGGCGAUCCCUCGGGCGGGAUGUUCCGAGGAUUGAGCAGUUGGUUGGGCCUGAAGCAGCCCGAGGGGGCGGCGGCGAUAAGAGAGCCGCCCAGCGGGGACGAGCUGUCUGCUGGAGACGCGCCUCCUGAGGAGCACCCCGAGCAGCAACCCCAGGACGAGCAGCAGCCGGCAGAGGACCCAGAGCUCCUACACCAGGCCAAAGGCCUUGGAAAUUAUUUGUUUAACUUUGCAAGUGCUGCCACAAAGAAGAUAACCGAAUCUGUUACUGAAACAGCUCAGACAAUAAAGAAAUCUGUGGAAGAAGGAAAAAUAGAUGACAUCAUUGAUAAGACCAUUAUAGGGGAUUUUCAAAAAGAACAGAAAAAAUUUGUUGAAGAACAACACACAAAGAAGUCAGAAGCAGCUGUGCCGCCGUGGGUUGAUAGUCACGAUGAAGAAACUAUUCAACAGCAGAUUUUGGCUUUGUCAGCUGACAAGAGGAAUUUCCUUCGUGACCCACCAGCUGGUGUGCAGUUUAACUUUGAUUUUGAUCAGAUGUACCCUGUCGCCCUGGUCAUGCUCCAAGAAGAUGAGCUGCUAAGCAAGAUGAGAUUUGCCCUUGUUCCUAAACUUGUAAAGGAAGAAGUAUUCUGGAGGAACUACUUCUACCGCAUCUCCCUGAUUAAGCAGUCAGCCCAGCUCACAGCACUGGCCGCCCAGCAGCAAGCCUCUGGAAAGGAAGAGAAAAGCAGCGGAGAAGAUGAGUUGCCGCUGACAGAGGCAGUACGGCCCAAAACACCACCUGUCGUAAUCAAAUCUCAGCUUAAAACUCAAGAGGAUGAGGAGGAAAUCUCCACCAGCCCGGGCGUUGCUGAGUUUGUCAGUGAUGCCUUCGAUGACUGCAACUUAAAUCAGGAGGAUUUAAGAAAAGAAAUGGAGCAACUUGUGCUUGAUAAAAAACAAGUGGAAACAAUUGCACUAGAAGAAGAGUCUGCUGAUUGGGAAAAGGAACUACAACAGGAGCUUCAGGAAUAUGAAGUGGUAGCAGAGUCUGAGAAGCGAGAUGAAAACUGGGAUAAAGAAAUUGAAAAGAUGCUGCAGGAGGAAAAUUAGUCCCAAACCAAUUCUGAACAUUGUGCUGACAUUACAUAUUGAUGCUCGCUGAAUCAGAAGGCACAAAAAAUAAAAUAAAUAAAUAACUGUAUGCAAUUUGAAAUUAUUCUUUUUCAAGCUAAAACUUGCCUCUUCUAAAGUAUGCAGAACAGCUGUUGUAAUAAUCAAAAUUAACAGGAUAUUGUAUGUAACAUUUCAUAUAAAUCAAAUUAGCAAUGUUGUUAUAGGCAGCAGAGCCAGCUAUGCCACAGAAACACAAGUAAAAUACUAGAGUUUGUUUUCCACAAGGUUGGCAACAUAAUUUAUUCUUUAGCCAUGAUUUUCUAAGCAUAUAUACUCAUUGCCUUUUUGUUGUUACAUGGUUAAAGUACUUACUUAAUGGCUUAAUUACUAUCAGAAUGACCAAAUUAUACCAAAGAACGCAAGAGAAAGCACUUUCAAAACUAUUUUCUUGCCAGAUAUUUUCUAAAAUUCUGUCUGAAAGCCAAAAGCUGAAAUAAUUAAGUUCACUUGAAUGACAUAAACAUCACCCAAUUCGACGUUAAGAAACACUGUGUGGGACUAGGGACAUGGUAGGCACUUGCCUGUUGUAGAAUAUUACUUUAAGGUGUGUUACAUUUGUUUAUGCUCUGGA
This is a messenger RNA of Onychomys torridus (southern grasshopper mouse), 1899 nucleotides long. It is a transcript of the gene Syap1, whose product is annotated as synapse associated protein 1. Bases 192 to 1265 code for a protein of 357 amino acids. Gene Ontology annotation, cellular component: cytoplasm; synapse. The transcript has 9 exons. Lineage: Eukaryota; Metazoa; Chordata; Mammalia; Rodentia; Cricetidae. The record is from RefSeq and is a predicted model, not a curated record.